Messenger RNA from Colletotrichum truncatum, 2571 nucleotides. RefSeq lists its product as uncharacterized. The record is from RefSeq and is a predicted model, not a curated record. NCBI's taxonomy places the organism in Eukaryota, Fungi, Ascomycota, Sordariomycetes, Glomerellales, Glomerellaceae.
AUGGCCGACGGACGGGACCAUGGAACGCUCCCUUCCAAACGGUCACUCACUCCAAAUCGACCUAUCUACAGCUCUUUUAAUGAGGCUCACCGAAACAUUGCGCCGCCUACUCCAAAGGUUGCUUUCGACGAGGAUCUUAGAAACCAAACGAAAUUGACUCCUGAGCAAGUCGAUGAUAUCCUAAGAGACUCUAAUGAGUCCAAAAAUUUUAGAAAGUUCAAGGACAAGGUGUUUUUGGAAGAGACAAAGAAAUCUGUCAAUAUUCAAACUGGUUGUGAAAUGAGCCCCACCAGCCCUGAAUCUCUAUCAGCAAUGAACUCUCAAAGCAAGACUGCCGACCAUACUUCCAACCAGGCUUUCAAUGCCUCUAUAUCAGUUUGCGCAUCUGAGAACGAGUAUGCUUUCAUUGAAACUUCAGUAACAUCACACAACUCGAAGGAUGCAGGCAAUCAGCCUGCUGCCACCAGAGACCCCUUUGCGAGUCAGACUUCUCUCAACAACUUUCCGGAUGCUUCCUCCUUCUAUCCCGAAGACGGUGCCCCCUACAGCCCCGAUGCGACUGAUGAUGAGUUCAUUUUGGACACUAUUAAGCUUGAUCCUAAGUCAUCGCCUAUCCUGGCAUCACUGCCAGUUCUCCCUCCGCCUGCGGUAUUGGGCCCCCAGAACUCUAUUGGGCAAACGUCCCAAACUCAUAUCGAUGAUAUCACAAAGAAGAAUGCAGUCUCCGGCUUCUUUAAUGCUACACAAGAGUCAACUCACAAUAUUAUCCAGCAACCCAUAUUCACUGAUCAAGGUACCCCUCUUGGAUCAUCAGUCCCCUCUUUGCCUCAACAUGGUGACAAAAAGGAGACAACAAAACUUGAGCUACAGUACGAUGCUGAUGUUUCCGAAAUCUCUGAAGAUCAUAUCAAGGAGAACGACAAAGACGAGGCUUCUGUUAGUCGUCUAAACCCUUUUCAUGCCUUCUCGGCCUGUUCAUCCAAAGAAUCUGAGAUGAAAUGUGAACAAAUUGAGACCGAAUCCAAGAAGCUGUUCAUGCGCCCUCACGCUGAAAAGGAGGUCUCCCGUGCUCUCCAUCAUGCCACGGGUAUCAGUCAGCCGUCUAGCGGUCUCAUUGUCGAUCGAACACACCCCUCACGCAUUAAAGACCUUCACAGCUCACCCUACAAGACUGGGAACACUCAGGAGACUGAAUUUUAUCAUGCUCCUGCUAUUCAAUCAUCUUGGGAAGUCACUGCAUCUGGUGUCAAGGUACCUGUUCCUAUCCCACAUGCCCGAUCUGAUGAGGCGAGUAUGCAGGAAGCGGAGCCAUACGAUGCCAUAGGCAACAGUCAGCCAACAAGAAUGUCAAAGGGAGUGAAAGGAAGGGCAGAUAUCGAUAUGGAUGACGACUGGAGGACCGUCACCGAUGACCGUGACGGCUUUCCUGUUGGUACCGUCGGACGAGUCAUAACAGGCAGCAGCAUUGCUAAUGUUUCUGAUGCUCUUCUUAUUCAGAAUCAGUAUAAUCAAAGCCGCCGAGUUCCUUCAGCUACCACAGCUUGGUGGGGGAAACCUUCCGCCAUACUCCCUCUUCCUUCACCAUCGGCUCCUUUUCCCUUGCUUGACUCCCUUCCCAGCCGUCCUCCUCCUAUAAUUCCCCGCCGACAGCGGCAACCAGAGUAUUGGGAAGACAUCGAGUUGGAGUCAGUGGCGGCGCCCAUGCGGACAACUUCUCGCAUGGCAAAGACUGGUCAAGUUGGUCACAAAGAGUAUGCUAACCUCCCAUUUCCCCUAGUGCCUCGAGAGGAUGCAGCCAGACGUCAGGCGGUGCGCCGCGCAAGCGGCUUAGAAGACCAGACUUUAUCUGGUCGCGUGCUUUCACCGGGAAUGCGCAUCUCUUCUACACAAGACAGCACUUACGCUCUUCCUCGUCCUGCUGUUCGAAAGGACUCUGCUCGUUCACUCUUCUCUCGGAUUAACAACCCGAGCUUUGACUGUCGCGAUCUGUUUGUUUCUGAACAUCAACAAAAUCCUUUCCGGCAACCUGAACACGAGUUCUACAGCUCGCAAUUCGCUCUACGUCCUCGUCCCUCCCAAAAUCCCAGAGACAGAGCUUCAACCACGACCAGCCGCAAGAUGAACCGUAUCAGCCCUCAAGCCGCCGCUGAGGCUCUCGCCAUAGACCAGCAGAUCAAUCGCCCGAUGUCACCUCAUCUUUAUUCUACCGAGGUUCUUGCGCGCUACCGCGCCUUUCAUGCUGUCCGAAACGCUGGUGGUCGUGGCACCGACUCUGAGCUUGCCGACAUGGCUGCAACCGUUGACGAUCUCCCUCUUUCCGACAUGGCACAGCGCCGUCAGAAGAUCUUUUACUGUGUCAUCAUGACUACCACUCUGUUUCUUCCCUUUGUCGGAUACAUUAUUCUUGCCUGCCGCGCUGAUCACAUUCUUUCGGCCAUCACCCAUGGAGAAUGCUCUGGACUCUCUUAUGCUCAGCGACGCAACCUGCGAAUCAUGCAGCUCGGCGGCUUCGGUGUCUGGGGAGUUGCUGUUGCUGCGGGUUUGAUCGUCUUGGCAGCCACCCGCACCUAG